Molecule: messenger RNA, 867 nt
Organism: Didymella exigua CBS 183.55
Lineage: Eukaryota; Fungi; Ascomycota; Dothideomycetes; Pleosporales; Didymellaceae
Exons: 5
Coding region: 1-867 (288 amino acids)
Source: RefSeq, a predicted model, not a curated record
AUGACUCACAAGAAAGGGUCAUGCGAGCGCUCUGGUAGCAUUACCUUUGGGGGAAAUUUACCUUCGGUGAAUUCGCUGUUGCAUGCGCCUGUCGCUGAUCUGAGAGUUGCGGAGGCAGCAACUCAGCGCCAUCAGCUGGAACCUCGCCAUGGCACCGAAAAAGCGCAGCAUGGCGAAGCAGCCAUCAAUCACCUCUGCAAGGCUGCAAAACACAGCCCUCAACAACAUCACGACACUGAAUGCUACCCAGUCACCUCUACUUCGACUCCCACCAGGAAUGCGCAGAAAGUCCUAGGCUACGCUGUUGGCAAUCAAUUCGUUUAUGUGGACUGUCCGGACGACCACUCCAGAUACAAGUUUGAGUAUCGAGUCUCUAUCCGAGGGGGCUCUGCAGGCGCUACUUCUGAGCCCCCUCCGGCGAGUAAACAGCUCUGGUGGGAAGUCCAACCAGUGUUCUGGACGACUAUGACACCCGUGUGCCUUUCUCCUAGCGCACUCGGCGACCUCCUCCUGUCAGGUAGUCCGCACCUUACUCAAAUUCGCCAUCUUGAGAUUGAGAUUGAAGUGGGAGACUGGGUCGAGGCGGUGGAGUGGAAGCCUGCCUUAUCAUCCCCGUUUUUUGACCCAUACCUAUCCUCCAACAUCGACAUCGUGCACGGUGUGCGCUGGCGGGACCCAAUCGUGCCCUUUGCCGUACGAUCUUUUCAGCACCGCAAAUUGGAUCCAAAACUUGUCACGACACACAUCAAUCGUGAAGAGUCGAGUAUGGGCUGGCAGCCAGAUGCAGCCCAGGCCGCUUCGCUGGAGAAGUCUUUCAAUACUGCCUUAUUUGAUUAUCACCCUUGGCAGCCUUACCAUCGUGAAUAG